This is a messenger RNA of Macrosteles quadrilineatus (aster leafhopper), 1652 nucleotides long. RefSeq lists its product as uncharacterized. The record is from RefSeq and is a predicted model, not a curated record. The transcript has 2 exons. The coding region runs from base 72 to 1310 and encodes 412 amino acids. Lineage: Eukaryota; Metazoa; Arthropoda; Insecta; Hemiptera; Cicadellidae.
CGGACUGCCAGUAGUGCCAGUCUAGAUUACCACUAUCAUCUGCUGCUUCAGCUGGUCAUCAACUCAAGAAAAUGGACGAAGAAGGAACAAGAUGGAUUGAUGAAGAGUUUUUAAAACUAGCUCUAAAAAACGAAGGCAAAGAUGAGUUUUUGACAAUCUCUAACUUCACUAUUAAACCAGCUGUAGAAUCUGGUAAUAAUUAUUGUACCCAGCUGUAUAGAGUGAAGCUGAACUACCAGAGAGGAAACGACAAUCACUCAAAAUCUCUCAUCAUCAAGGCUCCUCUUGAUGAAGGUUCUCUAGCAAAGCCAAUAAUUGAUGAAAUUGGCUUGCUGAAAACUGAAUAUAUCAUGUAUAAAGAAAUCCUACCAGAAAUAUAUGCUAUUUCCAAACAUCAAUUCGGUCCAAAGUGUUAUUUUUGCAAGAGAGAGGAUGUUCUGGUGAUGGACGAUUUGACAGAAGACGGUUACAUCAUGUGUGACCGCUUGCAACAAUUAGACGUGAACCAUUGUAGAACAUUCAUUGUAUCUCUUGCCAAGUACCAUGCCACGACAGUGGCUCUUCACAAGAAAAAUCCAAACUUGGUAGAAGCUAAUGGUACACACCCAAUGUACAAUGGCACCACCGAACUCAAGAUGAUAACCUACCAUGAGACCAUGAAGCGUAAUGCAUUUUUAACGAUUCUGCAAAAACUAAAUGGUAUGGAAGAUUUGAUUGAAACGAUUCAAACUCAUGGAGACAAUUUGAGAGAUGCUUUGGUGAAAGUGUUCAUAGACGGUGGAUCGGUAAAUGUUUUGAACCAUGGCGACUGUUGGAACAACAACAUAAUGUUCAAGUACACGGAGAGUGGCGAAAUAUUUGACUGUAAACUGAUAGAUUUUCAGAUCAGAUCGUACGGAACUCCAGCCGUUGAUUUGUUGUAUUUUCUGUUCUCUAGUGCCAAAAACGAGGUGAGACGAGACCAUAUGGAAGAGCUGUUGCGACUUUACUGUGAUACUCUAAAUGAAACGCUUUCAGGUUACAACUGCAAAGAAAGACUUUCUUUUGAAAACCUCCAACAAGAGAUGAAAAAUUCUUCUCCUUGGGCACUUCACAUAGUUAUAAACUACUUGCCAAUGAUAUUGAACGAACCUGACGAACUGUCAGAGAAACUCAAAGAAAAUUCUGAGAACUUGAACAGUUUUGAUAUCAAUGUCAAUCCUGUAUUGAGAACUUUACUUGGUAAAACUUACAAUGCUGUAUUGCCAGAAGUCUGUAAAGAUCUACUUGCACUGGGGUUGGUUGAUUACUUUAAACAAUUUAAUAGCUGAUACACAUAGUAGGUUAGUACGAGUAGGUUGUACAGUAAAAAUUUGAAAUCUUUGUCAGAAUCUCAGAAUAUUUACAUAAAUUAAGAGACAUUAAGAAAUGGUUAGCGAGUUUGUUAUUACAUAUAUUGCGAUAGUUUUUCAAGUGUAACAAAAAGAGUUUGAAAUAUAAGAGUUGCUGAAGUAAGAAAUAAAAAGGAGUAAAUCAAAUUGUUAGGUAUAGAAAAACUGAAAAUUGGACAAUUUUAAUGAUGACAGAAUUAAGUCUAUAUGUAAAUAAAUAGUAAAAUAGGGAGCAAUUGCUGUUAGCAGUUCAGUAUUUAAAUAAAAAUCAUCAUUUUAAAA